Molecule: messenger RNA, 300 nt
Organism: Microsporum canis CBS 113480
Lineage: Eukaryota; Fungi; Ascomycota; Eurotiomycetes; Onygenales; Arthrodermataceae
Exons: 3
Coding region: 1-300 (99 amino acids)
Source: RefSeq, a predicted model, not a curated record
AUGGUUCCUAGACCCCUGAACAGAAGCCACCAUCCUGUUAUUAAUGAUUGCCGCGGAUUGUUUGUGUAUUGGCGUGCUGCUCUGUUGGGGUUGUUCGGCGACAGGUCCAUAGCUUCCAAACUGCAGUUGCUAUGUUGCUAUUCUCGUGGGAAAAUCGAUCAAAAAGCUGUAGUCCAAGAUUCCUUUAGUGGAUAUAGUAGUGUUAUGUUGAUUAUAUUCAAUAAUCUCAGUAUUCAGGUCAUCGAACUGUUGCCAGCCUUGAUCGACGUUAUCUGCACCAGGGCUGAAUAUAUUACCUAG